This is a messenger RNA of Cornus florida, 1770 nucleotides long. RefSeq lists its product as uncharacterized. The record is from RefSeq and is a predicted model, not a curated record. NCBI's taxonomy places the organism in Eukaryota, Viridiplantae, Streptophyta, Magnoliopsida, Cornales, Cornaceae. The transcript is spliced from 15 exons. The coding region runs from base 252 to 1403 and encodes 383 amino acids.
AACGGUAUGGAGGGCAUUUUCGUCAUCCACAACAAAAUUUUUCUGUUUUUUGGCCGCAAUAAACCAGACAUUCGUAGCCGUCUGUCUCUCUCUUCCUCUCUCUUGCAAUCGACGAAACCUGAAAUAUACGUUCCAGGAAUAUCAGAUUUGCUUUCUUUAAACCGGAGAAUGCUGUAUGUGCUAUAAAAAGUUGCUCAAAGUACUGGUCUUUGCCUAGUGCAUGACCUUUUGAGUUGAGUGACUUUACCAAGAUGGUGACCACUCACCGCAGUGGAGUUUCUAAAAAAUCAAAUGACGGUGCCAGGCUUAUUAUAACAACUAUCAUGGGAAUGGUCUUUGGAUAUUUUGUUGGUGUUUCAUUUCCAUCUGUUUCUCUUACGAAGAUUAACUUACCUUCAAGCAUCAUAUCAUCUCUUGAUGAAGCCUUCAGUGACCGUAUGUCUGACAAGGACAACAAUUUACCUGAAACUCUUGCUAAUAGUGACACUGCAAUACCUAAGAUAUAUGUUCCAACAAAUCCUCGCGGUGCUGAGUCAUUACCUCCAGGAAUUGUAGUCUCAAAGACUGACUUUUAUUUGCGAAGAUUGUGGGGUGAACCAAGUGAGGAUCUGAAAAAGAAGCCAAAGUACUUGGUGACAUUCACUGUUGGUUUCGAACAGAAGGAUCUCAUUGAUGCAGCAGUUAAAAAGUUUUCUGAGGAUUUUCAAAUUUUACUUUUCCACUAUGAUGGCCGGACAAGUGAAUGGGAAGAAUUUGAGUGGUCAAAGACCGCGGUUCACAUCAGCGUGAGGAAACAAUCAAAAUGGUGGUAUGCAAAGAGGUUUUUGCAUCCUGAUGUUGUAGCAGCUUAUGAUUACAUUUUUGUUUGGGAUGAAGACCUUGGAGUUGAACACUUCGAUGCUGAGAAGUAUAUUCAGCUAGUGAAGAAACAUGGCUUGGAGAUUUCUCAACCAGGUCUUGAGCCAAACAAUGGACUAACAUGGGAGAUGACAAAGAGGAGAGGUGACAGAGAAGUUCACAAGAAUACAGAAGAGAAACCAGGCUGGUGCAGUGAUCCACAUUUGCCUCCAUGUGCUGCAUUCGUAGAGAUCAUGGCUCCAGUUUUCUCUAGGGAUGCUUGGCGUUGUGUGUGGCAUAUGAUCCAGAAUGAUUUGGUACAUGGAUGGGGAUUGGAUUUUGCCCUCAGAAGAUGUGUAGACCCAGCACAUGAGAAAAUUGGUGUGGUUGACUCACAAUGGAUUGUUCAUCAAGUAAUUCCUUCUCUUGGGAAUCAAGGCAAGGCUGAGAAUGGUAAAGCUCCGUGGCAAGGGGUGAGAGAGAGGUGCAGAAGCGAGUGGGCUCAAUUCCAGGAUCGCCUUGCCAAUGCAGACAAAGCAUUCCUUGCACGAACACAAAGGCGUUAACUUUGACAAUGGUCUCAGCCCCCUCUACCCUGUACAUUACUCUGUUAUCUUCUUCCUUCUUUCUUCUGUCAGAGUAUCCUGAGGAGUGUUCAUCACCCAAUUCCUUCUAGCGUUGUUUUAUUUGUUCUCUAGGGGUGGUAGCCACAUAUUCUGUAGUAGUAGUAGUAGACAUCAACAAUCAGAAAAGAGAGAUAAGUUGCGAGAUUUUUGUGUAUAAAAUACCUUAUCCGUAGUUCAAUGAACUUUUGUGUGCUGUUUGUCAUUCCGGCAAUGCCAUGUUCUUCCAUGAAGAACCCCACCCCUACAUUUGUUUUACUCCCCACUUUCCGGAUGUUUGAAUUUGUAUAUGAAUGCGUCUUCUCUUGAU